CUCGAUAAUUAUUUUAUUUUCCGUCACGAUUCAUUCGUUCAGUCAACACACUCGCACCUCGCAUAAAACUUGUCUGCAAGUUAAACCAUUAGUUUUCGUGUAUUUAUCGAUUAUUUAAUAGCCUUUUUGUUGAAAUAUCUAGCGUAGUAACUCAUAAAUCAAGUGUUAUAUGUAGAUACCUUAUUUAUUUUGGUAAAUAUAGUGCUUUUCGUGUAAACAUAUCUAGCUAUUGUAAUAAUGCCGUCAGGAGGUGACUAUUUCGUUAAACACUGGAUCCGCAGCCACCAGCGCGCCCCCUCGGGCUCCCGCGACUUCAAAGAAGCCACCAAGCGGGAUGCCCUCGCCCGGCUCGAGGUGGAACUGGAGAAGCUGGUGUCCGGGGUGCCCGACACCAGGCGGCCACUCGUGGAGAAGGAGUAUCGCGGGUUCAAGAAUCUGUUUGCCCGGUUCUUGGCUGAGCAGGGUCCAUCAGUGGACUGGGACAAGAUCCAGCGCUUACCCGAGGGCGCGGUCAUUGACUACGCCACCCUCCCCACCCCGACCACUGAUAAUGUCCACCACAUGCUGGAUAAACUCGUCGUGGUGAAGCUCAACGGAGGACUGGGCACCUCCAUGGGGUGUAAGGGGCCGAAGUCCGUGAUCCAAGUGCGAAAUGAACUGACGUUCUUGGAUUUGACUGUGCAGCAGAUUGAGCACCUCAACAAGACCUACAAAUGCAACGUGCCGCUAGUCCUCAUGAACUCGUUCAACACUGAUGAAGACACCCAGAAGAUCAUUCGCAAGUACAAGGGCCUCAAGCUGGAGAUUCACACCUUCAACCAGUCAUGUCAUCCCAGGAUUAACAGGGAGUCUUUACUGCCGGUGGCCAAGGACGCUAAUGUUAUGGAUGAUAUUGAGGCUUGGUACCCCCCUGGCCACGGAGACUUCUACGAAUCCUUCACCAACUCCGGCCUUCUAGACAAAUUCAUCAAAGAAGGGCGGACUUACUGCUUCAUCAGCAACAUCGACAACCUCGGGGCCACCGUCGACCUCAACAUCAUGAGCCUUCUCCUCAACCCUGACCUCAAGAAACCUGUCUCAGAAUUCGUCAUGGAAGUCACAGAUAAGACUAGGGCUGAUGUCAAAGGAGGGACUCUAAUCCAGUACGAAGACAAGCUAAGAUUGCUGGAAAUAGCCCAGGUCCCGAAAGAACAUGUGGAUGACUUUAAGUCAGUCAGUCAGUUUAAGUUCUUCAACACAAACAAUUUGUGGGCCAAACUGGAUGCGAUUCAACGAGUUGUCAACCAAGGCUCUCUGAAUAUGGAGAUAAUUGUCAACAACAAGCAUUUGUCGGACGGUUUGAAUGUAAUUCAGUUAGAAACAGCUGUGGGAGCGGCUAUGAAGUGUUUUGAGGGAGGUAUAGGAGUGAAUGUGCCGCGAAGCAGAUUCUUGCCCGUGAAAAAGACAUCGGAUCUGUUGCUAGUGAUGUCCAACUUGUACAGCCUGUCUCAUGGGUCACUAGUGAUGUCCGAACAGAGGAUGUUUCCCAGUACACCCCUAGUGAAGUUGGGUGACAAUCAUUUCGCGAAAGUGAAGGAGUUUCUGAAUAGAUUCGCGACUAUUCCUGAUCUCAUCGAGUUGGAUCACUUGACGGUGUCUGGAGAUGUCACGUUUGGAAGAGGGGUUUCUUUGAAGGGUACCGUGAUCAUCAUAGCCAACCACGGAGACAGAAUAGACAUCCCUUCAGGCGCCGUUCUAGAGAACAAGAUCGUGUCAGGGAACCUACGCAUCUUGGACCAUUAGAUGGAACUCCAUACAUAACAGUUGUCAGUGCAAUGGAAAAAAAACGGCACAAACGCGAAAGAAAAUUUACAUUGAUGGAUAAGCACUGAAUUAUAAGAUGAAUUUCGCAUUAAAGCAGCAAUGGAUAGUCAAAUUACUUAAUUAACUUACACGGAAAUGAGAUAGCUAUAGGUGCUUUGAGUGGAAAUUUUGCACAUCACAGUUUACUGAGUCUUAUUGUAGCUAUUUGGAAGAAUAAAUAAUUUAUAAAACUAUGUUCCAAUCUAGAACAAUGUUGUAAUAUGUAAAUUGGUAUGAACAUGAA
Molecule: messenger RNA, 2086 nt
Organism: Plutella xylostella (diamondback moth)
Lineage: Eukaryota; Metazoa; Arthropoda; Insecta; Lepidoptera; Plutellidae
Gene: UGP
Product: UDP-glucose pyrophosphorylase
Biological process (GO): UDP-alpha-D-glucose metabolic process
Molecular function (GO): UTP:glucose-1-phosphate uridylyltransferase activity
Source: RefSeq, a predicted model, not a curated record